GCCGCACUUCCUCACUUUCUCAACUGUCUCGCCCCACACCGCUCCCUGCCUCCUUUUUGGCUGGUUAUAGAGCAGAAUUCAGCACCCCCCGCCCCUCCUGAGAGCUGGCUUCCUGCUAGGUCGAGCUUUCGGGCUCUUUUCGUACUGCCCGUCGCUCGCUUGCAAGAAGGCUGGAUGGUUACACCGGGCAGGUUGGCUCCAUAAUGUUAGGGACUGUGAAAAUGGAAGGGCAUGAAACCAGCGACUGGAACAGCUACUACGCCGACACUCAGGAGGCCUAUUCCUCGGUGCCCGUGAGCAACAUGAACUCGGGGCUGGGCUCCAUGAACACCAUGAACACCUACAUGACCAUGAACACCAUGACGACAAGCGGCAACAUGACCUCCAGCUCCUUCAACAUGUCCUACGCCAACACGGGGCUGGGGGCUGGGCUGAGUCCCGGAGCCGUGGCCGGCAUGCCGGCAGGCUCGGCGGGGCCCGUGAACGGCAUGCCGGCCGGCGUGGCCGCCAUGGGCACGGCGCUGAGCCCCGGGGGCAUCAACGCCAUGUCAGCCCAGCCGGCCCCCAUGAACGGGCUGAGCCCCUACGGCGGCAUGAACCCCUGCAUGAGCCCCAUGGCCUACACCCAGUCCAACCUCGGCAGGACACGGGACGCUAAGUCCUUCAAGCGGACCUACCCCCACGCCAAGCCGCCCUACUCCUACAUCUCCCUCAUCACCAUGGCCAUCCAGCAGGCACCUAGCAAGAUGCUGACGCUGAGUGAGAUCUACCAGUGGAUCAUGGACCUUUUCCCCUACUACCGACAGAACCAGCAGCGCUGGCAGAACAGCAUCCGCCACUCGCUCUCUUUCAAUGACUGUUUCGUCAAGGUGGCCCGGUCCCCCGACAAGCCCGGCAAGGGCUCCUAUUGGACCCUGCACCCCGACUCCGGCAACAUGUUUGAAAACGGCUGUUACCUCCGCCGGCAAAAGCGCUUCAAGUGCGAGAAGCCGGCGAACAGUAAAGCCACUCAGGAGGGCAGGAAAGAUCAGGCCGGGGCCUCUAAUUCAAGCUCCAACUCCCCCCUGCACAGAGGCCACAACAAACCCGCGCAGCUCGAUACGGCCACCUCUCUCUCCAGCUCCAACCCGUCCACCAGCCCUCAGUCUAUGGACCACAGUGGAUCAAGCACGGAGCUAAAGACCUCGGCCUCGGCCGCCUCCUCCACCAUCAGCUCUGUGCCCACCUUGGCCUCCGUCCCACAUCCCCCUCACUCAUUAGCCCACGAACCCCAGCUCCACCUCAAGGGUGAUCCCCACUACUCCUUCAACCACCCGUUUUCCAUCAACAACCUCAUGUCCUCCUCGGAGCAGCAGCACAAGCUGGACUUCAAAGCCUACGAGCAGGCGCUGCAAUAUUCUUCUUACGGGGCCAGCAUCCCCGGCGGGCUGCCCCUUGGCAGCGCCUCCAUGGCUGGCCGGAGCAGCAUCGAGCCCUCGGCCCUAGAGCCCUCCUACUACCAAGGUGUGUAUUCCAGACCCGUGCUAAACACCUCCUAGCUGUGCAACCCCCGCCGCUGGGGCCGAGACCCCUCCUCCCCUUCCUGGCUUCUCUCCCCGCUUUCCCUGAGACAGACCAAGGUGUUUCCGCACGCUGCGUGCAAAGGACUGUUACUUUUUAAUUGUCUCGCAACGCGUUGUGUGUUGUUAUGAUCCACCACGACCUCCUGCAAAGCCGGCCGCGUCCCGCUUGUACAUACUCCCUCCGGCCCCUGCCGCCCAGCCCCUCUCCCCGGAGACCUCCCCAGCCUAUGCAGGGUGUUAUUAACAAGAAGAAAAAAAUGUUGAGCGUGUAAACUACUUGUUUGUGCUUUUCGCCCCCUCGUCUCCCUCCCUUAUGUGUUCUAUAAUCUCAUGUAAGUUUACAGGUAUGUGGCAAUACUUUAACAAUACAGAGAUGAAGAAGCAAGUAGACAUUUAAGACUUUUUUUUUUAAUUAAAAAGGCUUUGAAGGACAAUACUGCUGUGAAGUAGCAAAACACUAAGAGAAUCUCUAAGCAACAAGAGAACUAUUUACUUUCUCGGAUCAUCCUUUUGAUACUUGCAAAAUAAACCUUCGGCUACUACAACCCACAUAAAACCCAGAUGCUGCGGGCCGGAUCCUGCACUCCCGAGGGGACCAACUGGAGCUUUGGAGUGCAGGAUUCGACCCUUAUCUUUUUCCAAGUGUUACCUGUUUUUGGGAUGUAAUAUAAAGUUACAAGAGGUCACAGCCAGUUGGAUUUUUUUUUUCCUUCCCAUCUGUUACUGAAGAUUCUAGUUCAUCAGGAACUCUCAUCAACAUGUGGAUGACAUACUUAUUUAAUUUAAGUGUAUUCAUUGUGUAUCAGCUAGAACUGUUUAUCUAUAACCAGGUUAUUUUCCCCUCCCCUAGGAAACAUUGACUACUACACUGAUGCAAGGAAAAGAGGACAGCUCUGUCUCUCCCCCCUUUUCAAACUUGUCUAAUAAAUUUUUUUUUUUGUGGCCGUUUAAUUAUCGCCAUGGUUAGCUUAUUUCAUCCAGUGUUAUUGCACUUUCCACAGUUUUACACGGUGUUAGCAUAGCCAGACGGGUUUUAUUAUUAUUCCUGUUCGCUGUUUCAAUGUUCUUAAUUUAUUGCAUGGUUUAUAUUGUUUUCUUUCUUUACAGCUGAAAAUUGCUUUAAAUGACCGUAAAAAAUAAUUACACGUGAAUUUAAGAAAUUUUGUUAAUUUUAUAAAUGUGAUUGUAAUUGAAAAAAUAUUUUGAUUUAAAACGAUAACUGAGAAUUUAAUGCGUGAAGUAUGUUUUUGAUCAUUUGCAGUUAAGGACUUUAAAUAAAUCAAAUGUUAUCAAUGAAA
Molecule: messenger RNA, 2860 nt
Organism: Haemorhous mexicanus (house finch)
Lineage: Eukaryota; Metazoa; Chordata; Aves; Passeriformes; Fringillidae
Gene: FOXA1
Product: forkhead box A1
Exons: 2
Coding region: 204-1538 (444 amino acids)
Biological process (GO): anatomical structure morphogenesis; regulation of transcription by RNA polymerase II; cell differentiation
Molecular function (GO): protein domain specific binding; transcription factor binding; RNA polymerase II cis-regulatory region sequence-specific DNA binding
Source: RefSeq, a predicted model, not a curated record